GCUGGAGGGGGCGGUGGUUUGCCGCGGUCCCUCUUGUCUCCUGGAGUGCACUUGUUAGCGCUGAACCUUGACCUGUGGAGCUCGGCGCGCGGUGAAGAGCCGGAGCGUGAACCCGAGCAAGAUGCCGCCUGUGAUCUGCCCCAACAGCCCUGGGACAACGACAAUCGAUUCACUGGAGAAUGCGGGCAGAUUGAUCGACAAACACUUGUUGGAUGAUCGCCUCUACCCGGAUCUGGCCGAGCUGCUCAAUGUCCCCAGUUUCAACAAUCCAUCUGUGUCUGGGAUGGCUGACAUGGAUUAUCCUCUCCAAGGACCUGGACUGCUGUCGCUCCCCAGCCUCCCAGAGAUCAGCCCUAUUCGGAGAGUCCCCCUGCCCCCAGAAUUGGUGGAACAGUUUGGACAUAUGCAAUGCAAUUGUAUGAUGGGGGUUUUCCCUGAAAUUGGCAAGGCUUGGCUCACUAUUGAUAGUGACAUCUUCAUGUGGAAUUAUGAGGAUGGGGGUGAUUUAGCUUAUUUUGAUGGACUGAGUGAAACGAUUCUCUCGGUGGGGCUAGUAAAACCCAAAAGAGGUAUAUUCCAGCCUCACAUCCGCCAGCUACUUGUACUGACCACUCCUGUUGACAUUGUGAUUCUUGGCGUCAGCUUCACCAAUUCUCAGACAGGGCUGGGAAUCCUAAGUGACAACGUAUGUGGAGGGAUGCAACUCCUGCCAGAUCCUCUGUACUCCAUUCCCACAGACAAUACCUAUCUGCUGGCAAUCACUGCCACAGAUACUGGCCGUAUAUUCCUGGCUGGAAAAGAUGGUUGUCUGUACGAAGUUGCCUAUCAGGCUGAGGCUGGCUGGUUUAGCCAGCGAUGUAGGAAGAUAAAUCACUCAAAGAGUUCUCUUUCCUUCCUUGUUCCCUCAUUUCUGCAGUUCACCUUCUCUGAAGAUGACCCAAUUGUUCAGAUUGCCAUUGACAACUCGAGGAGCAUCUUGUACACACGCUCAGAAAAGGGUGUGCUACAGGUGUGUGACUUAGGUGCUGAUGGCCAGGGAAUGGGCAGAGUGGCUUCCUUAUCCCAGAAUUCCAUAGUCUCUGCAGCAGGUAACAUAGCCCGAACCAUAGAUCGAGCUGUGUUCAAACCGAUUGUUCACAUAGCAGUUAUUGAGAGCUCAGAGUCCGUGGAUUGCCACCUGCUAGCUGUGACACAUGCAGGUGUUCGACUGUAUUUCAGCACUAUGCCCUUCAAGCACCCAGGUGUACGGCCCAGUGUACUGGUGCUUGUACAUGUCCGUCUGCCUCCAGGAUUUUCUGCCUCAGCUACUCCUCAGAGGCCCUCCAAAGUUCACAAAGCUCUUUACACCAAAGGUAUUCUGCUGCUGGCUGCCUCUGAGAAUGAUGACAAUGAUGUCCUCUGGUGUAUUAAUCAUGACUCCUUUCCAUUCCAGAGACCCCUCAUGGAAGUGCAGAUGACAGCAAACAUUGAUGGUCACUCAUGGGCUCUGUCUUCCAUUGACCACUCCCAGCUUCAAAAGAUUGUUACUCCACUCAACAAAGACCGUGUCCCCCUCACCGAUCCACCAGUUGUAAUAGUCCAGCAUUUGGCACCUCCCAAAAGAUUUAUUCUGCUCACAGCACAGGGCAGCCAUUUUUUCCAGAAACUACGUCCUGUGGACCAACUGCGUCAUCUCCUUGUAAGCAGCGCAGGUGGAGAGGGAGAGGAUAUUGAGCGAUUCUUCAAACUACAUCGGGAGGAACAGGCAUGUGCUUCAUGUCUCAUUCUUGCCUGUUCAACAGCAGCAAAUGAUCGGGAAGUUUCAGCCUGGGCAACUCGUGCUUUUUUCAGGUAUGGUGGAGAAGCACAAAUGCGGUUUCCUGCAGCCAUUCAGCAGCCAGUGAAUGUGGGGCCCAUCUUCAGCACUCCACACCCAGUGCCCUUGAUGCCUUAUGGUAGCCCCUUCUCCAGUCCCAGUAUGUCGGCUAUUCCAGUGUCAGGUUUGAAGCCUGUUGGCAUGUCAACACCUCUGUUCUCCCCUGGAAGUCCUGGCGUCUAUGGCGGGGCCCCUCUGCCUCCAGUCACGACAAUGUCUGGACCAGAGGUGGUCUUUUCUGGAAAGCAUAACGGCAUCUGCAUCUAUUUUACCAGGAUCCUGGGGAAUAUCUGGGACAGCAGUAUAGCAGUGGAAGAGACUGUCCCUCAUUUAAGGCAACAGACAGUACUGUUUGAGAGCAGUGUUGCUGCAAAAUGUCUGGCGAGCAUUCUGCUUGAACUUAAUGGAUUGCGGGAAUUCCUUGAUAGAAACUCCCAGUUUGGAUCUGGAACUCUGGGAAAUGCAAGCUUUAGUGCUUCCAAUGUACCACAGCGGCUGCUGGGUUUCAUACGUCCUGACGGAGGUUCACAGCAAGUUCAACAGGAGCUACAAAGGAAAUACCACACCGAAGCACAGGCUUAUGAGAAGCUGUCACUACAGGGUAUACAGCAGCUGAUCCAUUACACCUGUCAGACUCUAACUCUUUGGAAGAUGCUCUGCGAUCACCAGUUUGGCGUUAUCAUUGCAGAUUUACAGAAGGAGCUCCAGGAACAGUUGAAAUCAACUCCGUUCCGGGACUUGGUUAUCCGAGGGAAGGAAUUAUGUGGGGCACUCAUUACUUCACUCAUUAACCGAUACAUUGGGGACAAUGCGUCGGUAGAUGCCAUCAGUAAACACCUGAGGGACACUUGCCCCCUGCUCUACAGCAACGACGAUGCAGUCUGUUCCAAGGCAAAUGAGCUGUUGCAGAGUGCACGACAGGUUCAGAACAAGGCAGAGAAAGAGAAAGCAUUAAGAGAAUCACUGUGCCUGUAUCAGGAGAUCGGGCACCAAGUUGACCUUCCCAGUGUCUGUGCACAGUUCAGACAAGUGCGUUGCUAUGAGGCUGUGGCUGAGUUGAGCCUCUCCGCUGCUGAUAAAAAGGAUCCACAGGGACUGGGUCUUCAUUAUUAUAAGAAUGGAGAGCCAGAAGAGGAUCCAGUGGGACAGCAAGCCUUCCAGGAGAGGCUGAACUGUUAUAAAUGUAUCUCGGACACACUGCAAGAACUGGUGAACCAGAGUAAAGCUGCUCCACAGUCUCCCAGUGUCCCCAAGCUACCAGGUCCUCCAGUCCUGUCAUCUGACCCCAACAUGUUGAGUAAUGAAGAGGCAACGCAGCAUUUUGAGCAAAUGUUGAAGCUUGCUCAAAGAUCAACAGACGAACUCUUCAACAUCGCUUUAUUUAACUGGCUGAUCCAGGCUGACCUGAUGGACAAGCUGCUGGAGGUUAAUUCUCCAUUUCUUGAGCCAUAUUUGGUCCGAAUGGCAAAGCAAGAUCAGAACAAAGUUCGUUACAUGGACUUGCUUUGGAGAUAUUAUGAGAAGAAUCGCAAUUUCAGCAAUGCUGCAAGAAUUCUAGCUCGCCUUGCAGACAUGCACAGCACCGAGAUCUCACUACAGCAAAGGAUCGAAUACAUAUCUCGGGCCAUCCUCAGUGCAAAAAGCUCCACUGCAACAUCAUCACAGGCUGCUGAUGGCGAGUUUUUACAUGAGCUCGAGGAGAAAAUGGAGGUGAGUCACUCAGUGAAAGAAGACAAGGGUAUGCUGCUGGGAAAUCUUCCUGAAAUGUGUCCAACAAAUGGAGAAAUUAGAUGUGAACAUGGUGGUAAAGUGACUGACUGGUAUCACCGUCACAACGAUCGGCUCGGCUCCCUGGUAUCACCCUCACAACGAUCAGCUCGGCUCCCUGGUAUCACCCUCACAACGAUCGGCUCGGCUUCCUGGUAUCACCGUCACAACGAUCGGCUCGGCUCCCUGGUAUCACCCUCACAACAAUCGGCUCGGCUCCCUGGUGUCACCGUCACAACGAUCGACUCGGCUCCCUGGUGUCACCGUCACAACGAUCGGCUCGGCUCCCUGGUGUCACCGUCACAACGAUCGGCUCGGCUCCCUGGUGUCACCGUCACAACGAUCGGCUCAGUUCCCUGGUAUCACCGUCACAACGAUCGGCUCGGCUCCCUGGUGUCACCGUCACAACGAUCGGCUCGGCUCCCUGGUAUCACCCUCACAACGAUCGGCUCGGCUCCCUGUUGUGUUGAUUCUCUCCUCUGCUUUUCUCAGUUGUAUGGAGAGUUUGCUGACCAUUUCCGUCUCUCGGAGUGUAAGCUGGCUAUCAUCCAUUGUGCAGGUCACUCAGACACCAUCCUUGUGCAAACCCUUUGGCAAGAAAUAAUUGAGAAAGAAUUGGCUGACAGCAGGUUGAUGAGUUGCAUGGACCGGAUGCAGACCCUGAGUAUGAAGCUUGUGUCUUUGGGAAAACUUUAUGCAGGGACUCCUCGCUAUUUUCCAUUGGAGUUUUUGGUUCAGUACCUGGAACAGCAGUCCUGCGUGCUCAAUUGGGACACUGGUUUUGUCACCUUCACCAUGCAAGAGAUUGGAAUAACUUUACCCAGACUGCUUCAGGUGUAUAAUCAGCUCUUCAAGACGCGGGAUCCUUACUGGCAGCGGGUCAAAAAGCCUCUUCAUUUGCUCGAGUGCAUUCAUGUCCUUCUCAGUGCCUAUGUGCAGGAACCCAAUAAAGUUCCAGCCCAUGAGAGACGGCAAUUCACCAAUAGUUGCUUGGAUGCAGUCGGCCGGUUCCUUGUUGAACUUCAGUCUAUGAGCCCAACCAAUACCUUACAGGCAACAAUUGGAAAUUUCAAAUCAUUGCAGGCUAAACUGGACCGCCUCCAUUGAUCCUUUCCCUUCACAUACAUACAUAUGUCCCUAUACUAUUAUAUUUCAGUUUUCUGUGCUUAUUCCUUAGGUCCUCACUGUCAUCUAAUACGUGUUUGGCCUUCAAAUUAAUUUCUAUUUCCCUUCUAGAAGUUGAAGUGUUCAGUCUGAACAUGUUGAUCACAGUCAGCUGGACUCUGAUAUUGAGCAGUUUAUCUGGAAUAACACAGCUUAAUAACAGGGACUUAAUGAGCCCUCCUGUUUCAGGGAUAUUAUUGAGAAUUCCUUGCAAAGAAGAAAUUCACCUUGUUACAUAAAACCAACCUUGUUGCAUUUAAGAUACUGCACCAGGGAGAAUGUCCUUUUCAAUACACUUGUUUUUAUGUAUUUGAUACACAAAUUAUUUCAUUGUUUUAAUGUAAAGUACUUUGCAGAUGAGAAACUGAAUAAAGGUAUAAUUGGAUUAUUUCA
Chiloscyllium plagiosum (whitespotted bambooshark) is the source of this 5179-nucleotide messenger RNA. The record is from RefSeq and is a predicted model, not a curated record. Lineage: Eukaryota; Metazoa; Chordata; Chondrichthyes; Orectolobiformes; Hemiscylliidae.